Molecule: messenger RNA, 1068 nt
Organism: Merops nubicus (carmine bee-eater)
Lineage: Eukaryota; Metazoa; Chordata; Aves; Coraciiformes; Meropidae
Gene: P2RY13
Product: purinergic receptor P2Y, G-protein coupled, 13
Exons: 1
Coding region: 1-1068 (355 amino acids)
Biological process (GO): negative regulation of adenylate cyclase activity; G protein-coupled receptor signaling pathway
Cellular component (GO): membrane
Molecular function (GO): G protein-coupled purinergic nucleotide receptor activity
Source: RefSeq, a predicted model, not a curated record
AUGGAAGACUAUGCAAAUGAGAGUACUGCCAGUAAUGCCAGUGAAGCACCCUCCUCUGCGCCGUGCCACCGAGACACCACAGUCACCCACCUGGUCUUCCCAGUACUCUACACGCUUGUCUUCCUCCUGGGACUGGUCCUGAACAGCCUGGCUUUCUGGGCUUUCUUCCAUAUUCCAAGCACAUCAACUUUCAUUGUCUAUCUGAAGAAUAUCUUAGUUUCUGAUUUUAUAAUGACCCUGAUGCUCCCUCUGAAAAUCCUGACAGACUCUGGUCUGGGACCAUGGCAACUCAAAGCCUUUGUCUGUCGCUUCUCAGCUGUAGUGUUCUACAACACCAUGUAUAUCAGCAUAGUGCUACUUGGUCUCAUUGCUUUUGACAGAUUUCUCAAAAUUGUGAGACCUUUCGGGAAGUAUUGGGUUCAAAACCUGACCUCAGCAAAGAUCCUUGCUGGUCUGGUCUGGCUCUUCUUUUCUGUCCUCUCUCUGCCUAAUAUGAUCUUCUCAAACAAGAAAACAACGCCUCAAUCCGUGAAGAAAUGUGCUUCACUGAAGAGCUACUUUGGACUCAAAUGGCAUGAAGCUGUCAAUUAUAUCUGUCAGUUUGUCUUCUGGACUGUUCUCAUCCUCAUGUUUCUAUUUUACAUAGUCAUUGCCAAAAAGGUCUACGAGUCUUAUAUAAAAACAAAGAAGAAAAACAGCAAAAGCAAACAAAGGAUCAAGGGGAAAGUAUUCAUCAUUUUUACCGUGUUCUUCUUAUGCUUCGCCCCCUUCCAUUUCACCAGGGUCCCCUACACCCUGAGCCAAACGACCACGCGCAUGAACUGCCGCCUGCAGAACCAGCUCUUUGUGGCAAAAGAAAGCACUCUGUGGCUGGCUGCCACCAACGUCUGCAUGGACCCCCUGAUAUACAUGUUCCUGUGCAAACCCUUUGUAGAAAAGCUGCUGUGCAGGAGAGUCAAGACGUGUCAGAAAGCAGUUAAUGCAAAAACAAAACCUGAGCCGGACACACAAACGCUAUCGAAUCUUGAUUCUGCAGCUUCACGCUCUACAGUCUCUGCGCAUUCAUAG